Messenger RNA from Trichoderma reesei QM6a, 1914 nucleotides. RefSeq lists its product as uncharacterized. The record is from RefSeq and is a predicted model, not a curated record. The transcript has 2 exons. Bases 1 to 1914 code for a protein of 637 amino acids. Lineage: Eukaryota; Fungi; Ascomycota; Sordariomycetes; Hypocreales; Hypocreaceae.
AUGACUGACGAAAACGUGUCUGAUCCCGCCUCGAGCAUCGUUCGUACCGGCAGCUCGAUGCCCUUUGUCGUCUUCGCUGGUGCCAAUGCCGCAGCGAACCACCUCCUGGAACUCGUCCGGGUGACGACAUCCCCUUCGGCCCUUCAAGCGCCUGGCGAUCCGGCCCUUGAAGCCCCUGGCGACCAAGCCCGCUAUGUCUUACCAGUGCCCGUGUGGACCAUGGAGAAAGACAGCAGCAUCACUAAAUGGAUGAUUGGCAGCGGAGCGCCUCCAUCGUCCGCAGAGGAUGGCCUGACUGCCGCCCAGCCGGAUAUUCUCCUCUGUCCGCCUGGAGCAUCAGCCAGCGCUUCAUCCGCUCGCCAGGACAUUCACCCUCUGCACGCUGUCCUCUACUUUCAUCCUCGGUCAGGUGGGCUGGUCUUUGAGAACCGAUCUGGGAACUUGAUCGUUUACGAGGGAGGUGGCAAGGACGGACAGGACUUGGUGCUUACCAAGUACACGACUAUGCAGACGCUUCUUUGGAAGCGAGAGAACUAUCUUCAGUUCGGGGAGCAUCGCUUCCUCAUCUCCUUCGUCUCCCAAAGCACCGAUGACCAGGUUUAUAUCGGCCAGCAAUUUGACAACAUCAUCGGCUGCCUCUAUGGUUCCCUUGCCCCAUCGACCUUGUUCAACUUCACCCCGGGGCCUGAUGCCCACCUCAACUGGCACAUAGCAGUACACAAGCUGUUUCCAAAGAAACGACUGGCCGCCGGAAUUGAUGUUCGCACGGGGCAGCCCCUUGUCGUGGAGAAGGUGUCGAAAAAGGACUCCAUGGCCCGACAAUAUAUCGUCACUCGGCUUCAAGCUAUAUACAGGACCGACAUCGGGCCGCAAGAGGGCAUCAUGAAGGCCCUUGACGUCUGGUGCAACGUCGGCAGGCUAUGUCACAACCUUCGCCACGAGAGAGGCGGGCCAUGCCACUGUGAAUAUAUCGAAUAUUCCAUGCCCGUCGCUGAGCACAGCUUUCAGGACAUGCCCUGGGACGAAGUGACGGCCAACGACCGCAUUCAUUACUUCAGGCAGACCCUGGUUGGGCUUGCCAAGUUACAUGAUAUGGGCAUCAGACACGGCAAUAUCUCGCCUACAUCAUUGCUGCUUCUCACCGAGGAAGGGUGUGAGAUGCCUGAUUCCGACAGGUAUUCGGUCAAGAAGCUGAAGGCUGUCCUAUCGGUAUGCAUGCAGCCGACUAAGACGGCGAAGCAGAGCUUGUGCAUUGCGCCCGAGCUCCUAGCUGGGCUUUUCUUUCGAUACUGGGAUCUGAUCACGCCUGAUGAGUCUGGAGCACAGGGCACGGGCGAGAAUGAGGCUGUUGCUGCCGCGGUUCCCAACGAUGCUAAUAGCCUGUCUCUUGGAGAGUCUGACGACCAGGCAAUGGAAUCAUUCUGUGCAUCCCUCAACGACGCGACCGCCUCGAUCCCUGAACUCCCCAGCAACGACACAGCCGAGCUAGCUCAAAGGAUCCUCAACGACGCCGACGCAAUGCUCGGUGACGUUUCUGGUGGCAAUGGAUGGCAGCUAGUUGAUGACAUGCAAUACCUCGACGGGAAAGAGGCCGAUGUCUGGGCCCUGGCCAUGUCGUGGCUCUCGACCCUCAUCGCCCUUCCAUCUGAGACCAUAAUCACCAGAGACAUUCACAGUCGCCUCCUGGACGACCUGGACGCUCAGAUCAACAGCAGUGGCACCACGAAUGAGAAGAUCAUGGCUCUGAUUAUCCGCGACAUGCUCUGUUGGGAUCCGCAGGCUCGGCCAAGGGCAGAGGAUGCCCUUCAGCAUCCCGCCUGGUCCGUCAUCAUGAUGAGGCUGGCCAACGAGGAAGACAAAAAGCGGAAGCGAGGUGGUAUCAGUCGGCAGGGCAGUCAGAUUGUGUGCGCCUAA